AUGUCGACGAGCGAUGCCCCCCAGCCAGUGAAGCUAUCACUUCCGCUGGAAUAUCAGCAAGAUCUGUUCCAGGAACUCCGCGCCGAAGAUGAAGUGGUCAUCCUUGCACGCGGCCUGGGGCUGAUGCGCAUCAUCACCAACCUGCUCCACUCAUAUGAUGCCGCCGGAAACAACUUGAUCGUCGUGGUUGGCGCAGAGGAACGCGAAAAUGGAUGGAUUGGUGAGGCGCUGGCUGAGCAUGCAGCCAUCAGUGCUGCGGCCAAAGCUCGAGGAUUGACCGUGGUAAACACGGACUUCCAAAGCGUAGGCGCGAGGGAGAAGAUGUAUGCUGGCGGCGGCAUAUUCAGCAUCACCUCGAGAAUACUGGUCGUUGAUUUGUUGACGGGGCUCCUGGCUCCCGAGAGUAUCACAGGUCUCGUGGUACUUCAUGCGGACCGGGUCAUUGCGACAUCCCUAGAGGCGUUCAUCUUACGAGUCUAUCGACAGAAGAACAAGGCCGGCUUUUUGAAGGCUUUUUCUGACAAUCCAGACCCCUUCACCAUUGGGUUCUCCCCGUUAUCUGCGAUGCUGCGGAACCUCUUCCUCAAGAAAGCAUCCCUUUGGCCCCGAUUCCAGGUCACUGUUGCGAGAUCGUUGGAGGGCAGGAAGAAGGCCGAGGUCAUCGAGCUGGAGGUGCCCAUGACGGACCACAUGAAGGAAAUGCAGACGGCAAUCAUGGAGUGCGUAGAGGUCAGCAUCCACGAGCUGAAGAAAGGCAACACGGGACUCGAGAUGGAAGACUGGAAUCUGGACAGCGCCUUGCUCAAGAACUUUGAUACCAUGGUUCGACGGCAACUCGAACCCAAUUGGCAUCGCGUAAGCUGGAAGACGCGGCAGAUUGUCAACGACUUGACCGUCCUUCGAGGUCUCCUCAAUAGCAUCCUCACCUACGACGCGGUGUCCUUCUUACAGCACCUCGAUACCAUCCAUGCAGCGCAUUCGCCUCCGCCCGGAUCAACACGACAAAACCAGUCGCCGUGGUUGUUCCUCGAUGCUGCGCAGACAAUCUUCGACACUGCUCGUCGACGAGUCUACGCGGCAAGGCCCACUAAGAAAAUCAGCGAGGAGUCCAACAUUGAUGCUCUGGAACCCGUCCUGGAGGAGCUCCCAAAGUGGGCACAACUUGCCGACGUUCUUGAAGAAAUAGACCGCGACCUCUCUUUCGAUCCUGUGCCGCGAGAUGAUUCCAACGGCACCAUCUUGAUCAUGUGCUCAAGCCACGACACGUGUAGGCAGCUGCGCGACUAUCUGCAGCACAUGCAUGUCAAGCCGAAGAAGGGGAAUUCGAACUCGGAAGAGGCCGAAGACAUGGGAGACGAGGAUAAACCCUCAGCGACGUUCAUCAUGAGGCGGAAGCUCCGAAACUACCUCAGAUGGAAGAGUCAGUUUGCGCAAGUCAGUCAGACGCUCUUUGCCGAGAAUCAGCAAGCCCUGCGCAGUGCGGCCGACCCCCGCCCCAGCCGUGGCGGCAAACCUCCGAACAAGAGACGGCGCGUGCGAGGUGGUGGCAAUGCUGGAGCUAUGAUGGGACGAGCGGACAAUGGCAGCAUCCAGCAGUAUUUCGAGAAACCGGGCGAAGUAGCAGACUUGAUGGCGGAGGUCCAAAUCACCGAGGAGGAAGCACAGCAGAAGCCUGAUAUUGUCGCCGACCCAUUGGACAACAUGGACGACUUCUAUCAACUGUUUGAUAUGCAGGAUCUGGUUGCCGUUCACGCCUAUGACGGCGACCAAGAUGAGCACGUUCUUGAAGAGAUCAAGCCUCGCUACAUCAUCAUGUACGAGCCCGACGCUGCUUUCAUUCGACGUGUGGAGGUCUACCGCUCGUCGCACAACGAUCGCAACGUGCGAGUGUACUUUAUGUACUAUGGUGGUUCUAUCGAGGAGCAAAGAUACCUGUCCACCGUCCGUCGCGAGAAGGACGCCUUCACCAAGGUCAUCAAGGAGCGUGCUACCAUGUCCGUCGUCAUGACUGUCGACAGCCACGGGGCUGAAGAUCCCCAGGAAGCCUUUCUCCGGACGGUCAACACCAGGAUCGCGGGAGGUGGACGACUCGCAGCUACGGCCGAGCCGCCCCGUGUGGUCGUAGACGUGCGCGAGUUCCGGUCCUCGCUACCCUCCCUUCUCCACGGGCGUUCCAUAGUCAUUGUCCCCUGUAUGCUGACAGUAGGCGACUACAUCUUGUCGCCCAACAUCUGCGUGGAACGAAAGUCGGUCAACGAUCUCAUUUCCUCCUUCAAGGAUGGCCGACUAUAUAACCAGGCCGAGACAAUGUUUCAGCACUACAAGAGCCCCAUGCUCCUUAUCGAGUUUGACCAGAACAAGUCUUUUACUCUGGAACCGUUUGCCGAUCUGUCUGGUAGUAUCAGCAGCGUCAACCCCGGCAAUGUGUCGAAUGACUUGCAGUCGAAGAUUGUGCUUCUGACGCUCGCAUUUCCCAAGUUGCGCAUUAUCUGGUCGUCUUCGCCUUAUCAGACAGCCGAAAUCUUCGAGUCCCUCAAAGCCCAGGAGCCAGAGCCGGAUCCCAUCACGGCAGUUCGCGCAGGGUUGGAAAAGGACCAAAACGCCGAGGACCAGGCGUUCAACCAAGAGCCGCAGGAGAUGCUGGGCAUAGUGCCUGGGGUGACACCUCAGAAUAUAAAAAACAUUGUCUUAGAGACGGAGAACAUCCGGGAGGUUGCCAAUAUGUCCGAGAAAGAACUCGAACCUUUUGUAGGUCAGACAGCAGGCAGAAAGAUUCAUGGAUUUUUCAAUCGCAAUGUCAUGGAGGAAGUAAAUGAUUAG
This is a messenger RNA of Emericellopsis cladophorae, 2820 nucleotides long. Its product is annotated as MUS38-like protein. The record is from RefSeq and is a predicted model, not a curated record. Lineage: Eukaryota; Fungi; Ascomycota; Sordariomycetes; Hypocreales; Bionectriaceae. Gene Ontology annotation, molecular function: damaged DNA binding; single-stranded DNA binding; single-stranded DNA endonuclease activity. The coding region runs from base 1 to 2820 and encodes 939 amino acids. The transcript has a single exon. Gene Ontology annotation, biological process: resolution of meiotic recombination intermediates; double-strand break repair via single-strand annealing, removal of nonhomologous ends; double-strand break repair via homologous recombination. Gene Ontology annotation, cellular component: nucleotide-excision repair factor 1 complex.